Molecule: messenger RNA, 2334 nt
Organism: Durusdinium trenchii
Lineage: Eukaryota; Dinophyceae; Suessiales; Symbiodiniaceae
Source: the annotation of a GenBank genome assembly
AUGGGCUCUGAACACUACAUGUGGCCACACAGGAAACCGCUCAAGCACCUUAUUUCGUCUCCAUGUUUUCUUUUGGAGCUGCGUUGGAGGCUGCAAAGCAUCAGCAAGAGUGCUGACGAGGCGUGGAUGAUGUGGGACGGUCAUCAGAAGGGGUUUCCCGUACUCUUGCAGCCGGUGGCCCUGCUGGAUCGUCUUGUGGCAUAUCGGCACAGUGACGUAACACUGCCGCGAGAAGCAGUGCUUUGGACCAUCUCGGAGGUGGACAUCUACCUUGGCAGCUUGGGAUUUAUUCGGCCCAGCCGAGAGUCCUCAUUAAUGCGGAGUUCAAAGAGGCUGGUGCGCGCUCUGCGAGGUGGCUACAAGCCCCUGGAAUUUCGUGUAGACCAAAGCGGAAAGGACAGCGGGGUCUUCUCUUCGAUCGAUGUUGAGAAAGGCGACUUGGUGGAACUUUGCCCACUACAUGAGGUGCCUGCACAUCUCCGUGCCAUCAGCAAAGUGCUACAGCGGAUCACGGUACCUAUGCAGUGUGAUGCUUCCCGCUUUGCCAUCGUGCUUGGAUUUGGGAAAGUCUAUGGCACAGCACAAACGCCGAACCUGCAUUGGAGCUAUAGGCGUGAUGAUGAGGUGGUGCUUUGGGCUGCCGAGGACAUCCUCGGUGGGCGAGAGCUCACCGUGGACUUCAACUCCCCCCCGAAGCCCUUGGAGCUUGCAGGGACGCCGCCCUCCACGUGGCAGAAGCCGCCGCAGAAGCCAGGGAGGUUGGCCAAUUCCGGCUUUGUGGUGCAUGGGGAGUCCAGCAUCCAUGGGCGUGGAGUAUUCACAACCAAGGAUGCUGCCGCCGGAGAUCUUCUGGAGAGUUGCCCGGCGGUGCUGAUGGACGAAGGUGCUGCUGAAGCCAUGUUCAGCUAUCGCUGGGGCCUGAAGAAUAACGAGAACAGCAAGGACUACUACCUACCAUUAGGCCUAGGUUCCUUGUACAACCACUCAGAAUCACCGAAUGCAGCUGGGCAAUUGGAUGUGAAGCGCUCGGUCAACGAGCUCAGCAAUGUAGCUACAAUGAUUCUGACCGACGCCUGGCUGCAAGGGCAAACGCGAAAGUCAAAGGUCACAUGGAACGACAUUGUGCGAAUGAAGGAUGGCGGCGACAAUUGGAAUGUAGCCAAAGUGGAUCUGGUAGUGGUGCAUGAGGCAUAUGAUCUAGACCUGAUUCUGAAUGACAUUGCACUCAUGCGCCUGGCAUCGCCUCUGAAUGCAUCGAAGUUUGCCAAGUUGCAGAUGAGCGACCAACGCCACAAUGGUUCACAGGCCCUGAUUGCUGGCUGGGGGACUAUUGAUGAAGCGUGCGCACAGUUUGACAAUGUCCUCCGGGAGGGUGACACCUUCAUUGUGGGGAGCAACAUUUGUGCACAAACCACACAGUUCUUCAACUGGACCGAAUGGAUUUGCACGGAUCACAUUAACUCGAGCUCGCAGGCCAUUGCUGGCGUUGGUUGUGGAGACAGUGGUGGCCCAUUAUUCCUUGAGGAGAAUAACGAGCUAGUCCAAGUUGGUGUGGUGUCCUACACUUCUCAGGGAAAGGACUAUUUCACAAGAGUGUUCACAUACCUUGAUUGGCUCAACGGCGUGCAGAACAAUCCUCCAUCAGAGUCAAUCAUGGUGAAGCCGCGGUGUGUGGGCUCGUGUUGUGAUGACGCCAACUAUUUGGAUGCAUUUUCGGAGGAAUGCUGGACGUGGCUGAAUUUCGACUGCAGCGCUUGGGAUGCACCAGCGGAAGAUGUUGCCGUGUUGCUGGCAAAUUGCCCUGCAACCUGCGGCAUUUGCCCGAGUUGCGAGGCCACAAACGUCCAAUGCUGCGAUGUUGCGGGAUUCACGGAUGCCGCAGGACAGCCUUGCAGCUUCUGGACAGGCAGCCUAGAUUGCUCUGCUGCUCCUUUCAGUGCGACGCAAGUGGCAAAUCUCCAAAGCAACUGUCAGCACAGUUGUGGUCUUUGCAGUCCUGGAGCCGAUUGCACAGACAAGGGGGGCUGGCUAGAUGCACUGGGCUACGCGUGCAUUCAGUGGCGGGGCUAUGAUUGCUCGAGUGCCGUUGAAACGUAUGGCUAUUUCUCACAGGAUCAAGCAGAUGUAAUGCGACACUGCCCGCUUUCCUGCGGCUUAUGUUCUGCAGGGCCUACUAGCAGUGGCGCUCUUUCCACCACGGUUGCUGAAGAUGACAAUGGUAUUGUGCCUGAUGGGGCUUCUACGUCCUACGGCAAUGUCGGAGGCUUGAAUGGUGGCAUUCGCAUCAAGAUCCAUCAUUGUUUGGCUGCCAUAUCGCUAGCCUGGUGGUGGUAG